Molecule: messenger RNA, 6388 nt
Organism: Lemur catta (Ring-tailed lemur)
Lineage: Eukaryota; Metazoa; Chordata; Mammalia; Primates; Lemuridae
Gene: ARHGAP32
Product: Rho GTPase activating protein 32
Exons: 23
Coding region: 60-6248 (2062 amino acids)
Biological process (GO): small GTPase-mediated signal transduction
Cellular component (GO): nucleoplasm; Golgi apparatus; fibrillar center
Molecular function (GO): protein binding; GTPase activator activity; phosphatidylinositol phosphate binding
Source: RefSeq, a predicted model, not a curated record
GAAAUUUCUCAGUGGAGGAGACAUUUCAACUGUUCCUACAUAGGUAACCUAAAAGGAAGAUGAAGUCCUCAGUACAUUCUGAAGAAGAUGAUUUUGUUCCAGAACUACAUAGAAACGUUCACCCUCGAGAGCGGCCUGAUUGGGAAGAAACACUUAGCGCAAUGGCAAGAGGAGCAGAUGUUCCAGAGAUUCCUGGAGAUCUUACUCUUAAGACAUGUGGUAGUACAGCCAGUAUGAAGGUUAAACAUGUGAAAAAGUCCACCACUCCAGGACUGAUGGGCUGUGACAACAUUCACAGGUUACCUUUCACUAAGGGUCACUUUCCGAAGAUGGCUGAAUGUGCACAUUUCCAUUAUGAGAAUGUUGAGUUUGGCAGCAUACAGCUUUCACUUUCAGAAGAGCAGAAUGAAGCAAUGAAAAAUGGCUGUGAAUCUAAAGAGUUGGUCUACCUCGUGCAGAUUGCUUGUCAGGGCAAAAGUUGGAUUGUUAAAAGAAGUUAUGAAGAUUUUCGGGUACUUGAUAAACAUCUUCAUCUAUGUAUUUAUGACCGACGAUUUUCUCAGCUCUCAGAGCUUCCCCGUUCUGACACCCUGAAGGACAGUCCAGAGUCAGUCACUCAGAUGCUUAUGGCUUACCUGUCGCGCCUUUCAGCUAUUGCUGGCAACAAGAUCAAUUGUGGGCCUGCCCUUACCUGGAUGGAGAUUGAUAAUAAGGGAAAUCACCUUUUAGUUCAUGAGGAAUCAUCCAUUAACACUCCUGCUGUUGGUGCUGCCCAUGUUAUCAAGAGGUACACUGCUCGAGCCCCUGAUGAAUUGACUUUAGAGGUGGGAGACAUUGUUUCUGUCAUUGACAUGCCCCCAAAAGUGUUAAGCACGUGGUGGAGAGGCAAACAUGGAUUUCAGGUGGGACUCUUUCCUGGACACUGUGUUGAGUUAAUUAACCAAAAAGUUCCCCAGUCAGUGACCAACUCGGUGCCAAAACCAGUAUCUAAAAAGCACGGCAAGCUCAUUACUUUCUUACGAACAUUCAUGAAGUCUCGUCCAACAAAACAGAAGCUGAAGCAGCGGGGAAUCUUGAAAGAGAGAGUAUUUGGUUGUGACCUGGGGGAGCACCUUCUGAAUUCUGGUUUUGAAGUGCCACAGGUUCUUCAAAGCUGCACAGCAUUCAUUGAGAGAUAUGGCAUCGUGGAUGGAAUAUAUCGUCUUUCUGGCGUUGCAUCCAAUAUCCAGAGACUGCGCCAUGAAUUUGACUCUGAGCAUGUCCCCGACCUGACAAAGGAGCCAUAUGUUCAAGACAUCCAUUCCGUGGGCUCCCUCUGUAAGCUGUACUUCCGAGAGCUCCCCAACCCUCUGCUCACCUACCAGCUAUAUGAGAAAUUUUCUGAUGCUGUUUCAGCAGCAACAGACGAAGAAAGACUGAUAAAAAUUCACGAUGUUAUCCAGCAGCUCCCCCCACCACACUACAGAACACUGGAGUUCCUGAUGAGACACUUGUCUCUUCUAGCUGACUAUUGUUCCAUCACAAAUAUGCAUGCAAAAAACCUAGCAAUUGUUUGGGCUCCAAACCUGCUAAGAUCAAAACAGAUAGAAUCUGCCUGCUUCAGUGGAACAGCAGCUUUCAUGGAAGUGAGAAUUCAGUCUGUGGUUGUCGAGUUCAUCCUUAAUCAUGUUGAUGUGCUUUUUAGUGGCAAAAUCAGCGCAGUCAUGCAAGAAGGGGCAGCUUCUUUAUCAAGGCCCAAGUCCCUGCUGGUGUCCUCUCCAUCCACCAAGCUGCUGACAUUGGAGGAAGCCCAGGCACGAACUCAAGCUCAGGUCAAUUCUCCAAUUGUGACUGAAAAUAAAUAUAUCGAAGUAGGUGAAGGCCCUGCUGCACUUCAGGGAAAAUUUCAUACCAUAAUUGAGUUCCCACUUGAAAGAAAGAGGCCUCAAAAUAAGAUGAAAAAAUCUCCUGUGGGCAGCUGGCGUUCCUUUUUCAACUUAGGGAAAUCGUCAUCUGUUUCUAAACGGAAGUUGCAGCGUAAUGAGAGUGAGCCUUCCGAGAUGAAAGCCAUGGCGCUGAAAGGUGGCAGGGCAGAAGGAACGCUCCGCUCAGCUAAAAGUGAGGAGUCUCUUACUUCUCUCCAUGCAGUGGAUGGUGAUUCCAAGCUCUUCCGACCUAGAAGACCCAGAUCUAGCAGUGAUGCACUGUCUGCCUCUUUUAAUGGAGAAAUGCUGGGGAACCGCUGUAAUUCCUAUGACAAUCUGCCCCAUGACAACGAGAGUGAGGAGGAGACAGGGCUGCUCCAUAUUCCAGCUCUUGUGUCUCCUCAUUCAGCUGAGGAUGUUGACUUGAGCCCACCAGACAUUGGGGUAGCCAGCCUGGAUUUUGAUCCAAUGUCCUUUCAAUGUAGUCCUCCUAAGGCCGAAUCAGAGUGUCUGGAGAGUGGUGCUUCCUUUUUAGAUUCAUUAGGAUACUCCAAGGAUAAACCAAGUGCCAAUAAAAAGGAUGCAGAAGCAGGUGGUAGCCAGUCUCAGACUCCAGGAAGCACUGCAAGUUCUGAACCUGUUUCUCCUCUUCAGGAGAAGCUGAGUCCAUUCUUUACCCUGGACUUGAGCCCAACUGAGGAUAAAUCAUCUAAGCCAUCCUCAUUUACUGAAAAGGUCGUGUAUGCUUUCUCUCCGAAGAUAGGACGGAAAUUAAGCAAAUCACCUUCUAUGAACAUAUCUGAGCCAAUUUCAGUGACCCUUCCACCUCGGGUGUCAGAUGUCAUUGGUACAGUCUCAAAUACUGCAGCUCAGAAUGCAUCAUCUCCAACCUGGGACAAAAGCAUUGAAGAAAAGGAUGUCACAAAUAGAUCCCCCACCGAGAUAGUAAAGAUGAAAACAAAUGAGAGAGAGGCCCAAGAAGGAUGUGACUCUGAAGUCCAGCCCCUGGACCAGGUGGCUGCUGAAGAAGUAGAAUUGCCAGGGAAAGAGGAGCAGUCUGCCUCAAGCAGUCAGAGUAAGGCUGUAGCUUCUGGACAGACUCAGACAGGAGCAGUUGCCCAUGAUCCCCCUCAGGAGUCCGUUCCUGUCAGUUCAGUCUCUCUUAUCCCACCACCACCGCCUCCGAAAAAUGUUGCCCGAAUGUUGGCGCUAGCAUUAGCUGAGUCUGCACAGCAAGCCUCAACUCAGUCACUGAAGAGACCAGGGACUUCUCAGGCUGGGUAUACAAAUUAUGGAGACAUAGUGGUGGCUACAACUGAAGAUAAACUGCCCAGUUCUUACUCUGCUGUUGCCCUAGAUAAGGCCUAUUUCCAAACAGAUCGACCAGCAGAGCAGUUGCAGCUCCAGAAUGGAACACCAGGCAACUGUGACCAGCCUCUACCAGAGACAGCAACAGCUGGGGAUCCUACCCAUUCUAACACAUCUGACUGUGGGGAGCAGCACCACCAAUUAGACUUGUCAGGGAAUCAGCCACAUAGAACCUAUUUAUCUGGGGACCCAGAAAAGGCCAGAAUUACUUCAGUUCCCUUAACAGACUCAGAGAAGUCUGAUGAUCACAUACGUUUCCCCGAAGACCAGUCUGGGAAGAACAGUAUGCUGACUGUCUCCUUCCUGGAUCAGGACCAGCCUCCACUGCAUUUCUACAGCGGAGAGCAACCUCCUUCUCACCUUGGUGCAAGUGUGGAUAAACCUCAUCGCCCUUCGGAACUUGCAGACAAAUCUCCCACACCUUCUAAUUUGCCUAGGGACAAAAUCUACCCUCCUUCUGGGUCCCCUGAAGAGAAUACCAGCACAGCCACCUUGACUUACAUGACAGCUACUCCAGAAAUAGCUGAAAUGAGCAGCAGGGAAGCCAGCUGGGAUGUGGUUGAACCGCCCCCUUCUGCCAAUUUUGCUGCUGCCACCGUUCAGCGCACACAUAGAACUAAUCGCCCCCUUCCCCCACCUCCUUCCCAAAGGUCAACAGAGCAGCCUCCAGUCGUGGGACAGGUACAAGCAGCAACCAGUAUAGGAUUAACUAAUUCCCACAAGGUUCAAGGAGUAGUUCCAGCUCCAGAGAGGCCACCUGAAGCCCGAGCCAUGGACGACCCUGCAUCUGCUUUCCUCAGUGAGGGCAGUGCAGCUGCUCAGUGUCCCAUGGCUGCUCCUGCUGCCCAGCCAGGCCUGCCUGAGAAAGUGCGGGAAGGCGGCAGGGCCCCGCUGCUGCACCUGCGUGCCGAGUCUGUCCCUGUGCACUCGUGUGGCUUCACUGCACCGGUUCCUCCCACGAGGACGAUGGAGAGCAAGAUCGCUGCUGCCAUCCACUUCAGCAGUGCAGAUGCCACCAGCAGUUCAAAUUAUCAUUCCUUUGUCACUACUUCAUCCGCCUCUGUGGACGAUGUGUUGCCUUUACCACUUCCUGUCCCACAACCUAAGCAUGCUUCUCAGAAAACAGCUUACUCCUCCUUUGUGAGGCCUGAUGUCGCCACUGAGCCCUUUGGUCCAGAAAACUGUUUGCAUUUCAGUAUGACUCCAAACUGCCAGUACCGUCCCCAGAGUGUACCUCCACACCACAAUAAAUUAGAGCCACACCAAGUGUAUGGUGCCAGGUCAGAGCCACCAGCCUCCAUGGGUCCUCGUUAUAACACGUAUGUGGCACCAGGAAGAAACGCAUCUGGGCACCACUCCAAGCCAUGCAGCCGGAUUGAGUAUGUGUCUUCUUUGAGCUCCUCGGUUAGGAGUACUUGUUACCCUGAAGAUAUUCCACCGUAUCCUACUAUCCGGAGAGUACAGUCUCUCCAUGCCCCUCCGUCUUCCAUGAUUCGCUCUGUUCCCAUUUCACGGACAGAAGUUCCCCCAGAUGAUGAACCAGCCUACUGCCCAAGACCCCUGUACCAAUAUAAGCCAUAUCAGUCCUCCCAGGCCCGCUCAGAUUAUCACGUAACUCAGCUUCAGCCUUACUUUGAGAAUGGACGGGUCCACUACCGGUAUAGCCCUUAUUCCAGUGCAUCCAGUUCCUAUUACAGUCCCGAUGGGGCCCUGUGUGAUGUGGAUGCCUAUAGCACAGUCCAGCUGAGACCCCUUCACCGCCUGCCCAAUCGCGAUUUUGCUUUCUACAAUCCUAGGCUGCAAGGAAAGAACUUGUACAGUUAUGCUGGUUUACCUUCACGUCCCCGGGCCAACGUGACUGGCUACUUCUCUGGUAAUGACCAUAAUGUUGUCAACAUGCCUCCAACUGCUGAUGUAAAGCACACCUACGCAUCAUGGGAUCUUGAGGACAUGGAAAAGUACCGCAUGCAAUCCAUCCGGAGAGAGAGCCGUGCUCGGCAGAAGGUGAAAGGGCCUGUCAUGUCCCAAUACGAUAAUAUGACCCCAACUGUGCAAGAUGACUUGGGAGGGAUCUAUGUCAUCCAUCUGCGCAGUAAAUCUGAUCCUGGGAAAACUGGACUUCUCUCGGUGGCAGAGGGAAAGGAGGGCCGACACCCAGCCAAGGCCAUCAGUCCUGAGGGAGAUGACCGCUUCUACAGGAAGCACCCAGAGCCAGAGUUAGACAGAGCCCACCACCACGGAGGGUACGGCAAUACACAGCCAGAGAAACCCUCCCUCCCUCAGAAGCAGAGCAGCCUCAGGAACAGGAAGCUUCAUGACAUGGGCUGUAGUCUCCCUGAGCACAGGGCACACCAGGAAGCAAGCCAUAGGCAAUUUUGUGAGUCAAAAAAUGGGCCACCUUACCCCCAGGGAACUGGCCAGUUAGAUUAUGGGCCCAAAGGGAUUCCAGACACUUCUGAGCCAGUCAGCUACCAUAACUCUGGAGCAAAAUAUGCUACAUCAGGGCAAGAAUCUUUAAGACUGAACCACAAAGAGGUGAGGCUCUCCAGAGAGCUGGAGCGGCCUUGGGCUAGGCAGCCUCCUGCCCCAGAGAAGCACUCCAGAGACUGCUACAGGGAGGAAGAACACCUCACUCAGUCAAUGGUCCCACCUCCUAAGCCCGAGAGAAGUCAUAGCCUAAAACUCCAUCAUACCCAGAACGUGGAGAGGGACCCCAGUAUGCUGUACCAAUACCAACCACACGGCAAGCGCCAGAGCAAUAUGACUGUUGUGUCCCAGUAUGAUAACCUGGAAGAUUACCACUCCCUGCCUCAGCACCAGCGAGGAGGCUUCGGAGGGGGAGACAUGGGGACGUUUGUGUCUCCUGGCUUUCCCCAUCCACAGAGUAGGACAUACGCUACAGCUUUGGGUCAGGGGGCUUUCUUGCCCACAGAGUUGUCCUUGCAGCAUCCUGAAACACAGAUCCAUGCAGAAUGAGCCCUGGGAGCAAUAGAGUUGAAGCAGCCUCUGCUGGACAGUGGACUGUUCUAUUUUUUUUCAAUAACCAAAAAGAUUAAAAAAGAAAAAGCUAUAAAACCCCUGACCACAUUUAAAAAAUAAUAAAAGUAAACAAAUCA